UGCCGCCUGCAGCGCUCUCGCGCGCCCCUGCUGCCGGCCGCGCUGCUGCUGCCGCUCUGCUUCGCCAACUACGGCGCCGAGGCGCUGGGCCAGCAGGUGCUGCGCCGCCGCCGCGUGCUGUUGCUGCUGGGCGCCGGUGGACCCCUGCUGUACGGCCUCGCCUGCCUCGGUCACUCGCUCGGCGCCCAGGCGCUGCUGGCCGCCGCCGCCCGCCUCAUCUGCCGGGGGCUCGACUGCUUCAGCAGCCAGUGGAUAUGGACCUUGGUAGCUGGUUAUCUGUUGACCGUUUCAUUCAAGUGGAAUGCAAGUACUGAACGUUACCUGAGGGCAAUCUCUGUUCCUGUCUGGAUAAUAUUGCUCUUCCACUUAGCUUCGGUGGCUGGUUCUUGGCGAAUUCCACUAUUUCUGGUAAUAGUUUUUCUGAUGACUGUUGGCAUGUUGCAUGAGCAACAGAUUGGAAAGGAGUCUUCUGGGACAGAACUUCCUGGUCAAAUGAUUUCCAUUGCGGCUUCUGCAAUUGCUAUGGCAAUCACAGGAUAUGAGUCAAGUAACGAAGAACAUUCAUCACAACCCUCAGGAACAGUGGAAAGUGAACAAUGCCCUCCUACUUCAUCGUCGUCUUCCUCCUUAUCAGCCACUUCUGGUAGACAGAAGCCUGAAAUUAGAGCUUUUUUUAGAAAGAAGAAAACCAGUGAUAUCUAUUUUGUUACUCUGGUAUGGGCCAUCAUCAUAGUCCAGAUCUGGUUGAAUCUCUGGAUUGUGCAGUUACUGCCAGUGCCUAUUGCAGUUUGGGUUCUUAAAAAGCUUGUGGUCCACUUUGGAGUUGUGAACUUCAUGGCAAAACGUUGUAGCAUGUGGUGGCACGUUCUGGAAAACUUUGUGAAGGAGCGGCAAGAAGCCCUCGCUCCAUGGCCAAUCAGAGGACUUGGAAGGGUCAUGCUAAAACUUGACAGCAAGCUGUGGCAUUGGCUUAAUAAGAAGAUGAUCGUGUGGUUGGAGAAAAUGCUUGAUAAAAUCAUUAGCAUUUUCAUCAUAUUUUUGCUAGUCAUAGGAACUCUUCUGCUAGCUCUUCUCCUUACCGCAAAGGUACAUCAAGAGAGUGUUCACAUGAUUCAAGUCACAAGCAGCUUGAUCAAUGAGACUGUAGCCAAUCACCCAGAAUGGGCAAACUGGCUCCCUGAAGCCCAGGUCAUUCAGAAAGCUCUCAAUUCAGCGGCUAACAACGUAUACCAAUAUGGCCGGGAAUGGAUCACACACAAGCUCCAUAAGAUUUUAGGAGAGAAAGUGAAUAACACUGCUGUGAUUGAAAAGCAAGUUCUUGAGCUCUGGGACAGACUCUAUCAUUCAUGGUUUGUGAAGAAUGUAACAUAUUCUGGAAGACACAAAGGGCACAAGUUGCACGUUAAUCGUCAGAACAGCUGGCUGGGUGACAUUUUGGACUGGCAAGAUAUUGCUUCCUUUGUUCAUGACAACAUUGAGACAUUUCUAUCGAUCUUGGAGUCUCUGUGGAUAGUAAUGAGUCGCAAUGUGAGCCUGCUGUUUACCACAGUAACAAUGUUGGUGACUAUCCUCUUUCAUAGUGGGACAGCCCUUCUCAAUUUUGUGCUCUCACUGGUGAUUUUCCUCACCACGUUGUUUUAUCUGUUAAGUUCCAGUGAUGAGUACUACAAACCAGUGAAGUGGGUGCUUAACCUGACACCCUUGUCACAGCCGGGGCCAACUUCAAAUAUCAUUGGCCAAUCUGUGGAAGAGGCUAUAAGAGGUGUGUUUGAUGCUUCUCUCAAAAUGGCUGGGUUCUAUGGACUGUACACCUGGCUGACUCACACCAUAUUUGGAAUCAAUAUUGUCUUCAUUCCAUCAGCUCUAGCAGCAAUCCUUGGAGCUGUACCAUUUCUGGGGACAUACUGGGCAGCAGUACCUGCAGUUCUAGAUCUGUGGCUCGUCCAAGGAGAAGGCUGCAAAGCCAUUUUGCUCUUGGUUUUUCACUUGUUGCCAACAUAUUUUGUAGACACAGCAAUCUACUCUGAUAUAUCCGGAGGUGGCCAUCCUUACCUGACAGGUCUCGCAGUAGCUGGUGGAGCAUAUUACCUGGGAUUGGAAGGGGCAAUUAUUGGACCCAUACUUCUUUGUAUACUCGUGGUUGCCUCCAACAUAUAUAGUGCCAUACUAGUGAGUCCAACAAAUUCAGCGCCCACACCAUCACAAACGCCAUGGCCUUUACAGAUAUACUGGUCAUCUAGAGAGAGUCCUGAGGAAGCGAAAAUGACUGCAGAAUGAUUUUGACGCCAGGAUGUACCUAUUCACUAUGAAGUAGUUGUUCUCUUCUACGUUGAGGUUGGAACAGUUGUGGCCUUCUCUCUCUUCCAGCUGUGCCUAGUAACAGUUCAGUGAAGCACAAUUUUUUUUCUUUUUUUUAAAACCUUCUAACAUCUGCUGGCCUUGCAUUAUUAACACUUUAUCUUUGCAAGAGAGGAUGUCUACUUCCCAUUGCUUUGCAUAUUACCAUGCAGAUUUAGAGUUCAGAUGCCUUGUUUGUUGACUUUUUUUUCUUCAGAAAACACCUUGUGAAAGAGAAGUAUAUCCACUGGAGUCAGGUUGUGAUCUGCUGAAGUGACUAACUAGGUAUUUUUUUUUUUUUGGUUAUUUGUAUUAUUAACUUUUGGUAACUUUGAACAGAAGCUAUGUUCCAAACCUUUUGUCACUGGGAUCUUUAGCUAAUCUAAGAGUGUAUUUCCUUAGAAACAUUAAAAUAUUUUAAUAGAGUAAAGCACUAAUUAAUUAUCUGUUGCUCCUCAGCACAUUUUUGACCAUCUUUCACUUCAUAGAAGAUCAAACUUAGCAUGCUUUAUAAGAUGACAAUGUUAAUGUUGUCAGAGAGUGGUGCUUCCAACCUGCCUAAAACUAACAAGACUUGCGAUUUGUGUUAAGUAAGAGUUAUGCACAUGCAGCAUAGGAAUAUUUGUUCAAACAAUUUAAUCCUUGUGUUCACUUUUGAAGUAGAAUACUAUCAAGUGUUGCUCUUUGGCUUACAACUUAACCUAGUGCACCAGGGUCUCAAUAGGAAGAUGUUCCCUGUGGAUUCUUCUUGCCUGCUUGACCAAAUGUAUUGAAAGGACUUAUGGUAGAGAUGAAAUAGGACUACGUGUCUGCUUGCAGUGAUUGAAAGAGGCUGAAUGAUGAAUGUGUUCACACUCUAUUUUUCAAAUAUUUUUAUUUGUAUUUGUUUAUUGGGGAAGUAGUGAACAAGGGAGGUUAGACUUUUUAAAUCACUCUGUCUAAAUAUCCUGGCAAAAUAGGCAGAGAUCUGAAAUUCUUUAAAAUGUGGUAUUAUUGAGGUUUGAGAAUCAGGACAGUGCACUAUUGUUUUUCCCUAACCUAUCAUUCUGCUUGGAUUGGAGUUUAAGUGGCACCUCUGAUCUUUCAUACAUGGGUGCUAAUGCAGGCUUGAAUUCAUGCAUUGUUUCCACCAGAAAAAAAUGGAGGUUUGUUCUGUAAAAUGUCUUAUGCUCGAAAGAUACGUAUCCUAAAAACUAAAUUUCACUCCACCUAUUGUUUAGUGAACACUCCCCUGAUCAACAGGGCCCAGGACAAAUGAUCAGCUUUAUGUUUAGCUAGAUCAUAUCUAUUCAAUUCCUGACUGAAUCACCUUGAAAUUUAUUGCAGGGUUUCUUUAUUCUUAAGUGUUAUGCCAUGUGCUACACUGUCUAUUACAUUGUAAUGCCAAAUACCAGUACACAAAUCUGACCACAUAAACUAAGUUAUUCUUCUGUAAGGCUAUAUAUCUGGUUCUACCCAAGUUACAGAGGUUAUAAUAAAUCUUUGGGAGACUUCUGUCAUGGCAGUGCAUGUGUUCAUAAAUAACCCAUAAUAUUGAAUUUUUAGUUUCCAAAUAGGGCUCAAAGUAUGAUUUUUAAUACAUAGCCAAAUAUUGUAGAUUUGCAGUAAAAUGGCACUAUCAAGAGUCAAAUUUUAAAUAGCAGAGACUAAAUUCAUGCUUAUCUUCUCAUUCUUGACUUCCUUAUCUAAAUAAAGAAUUUUGUGUGUGCGCAGCUUUUGCACUUGCAAAAUUGCAGGGCUAAAAUUGGAGCCCAGAUGAGGCCUCUUAAAUAUUUAGCCUUAAGGAUUUAAUGAAAAAUUACUAAGUAAAUAAUAUAUAUAUGCAAUUCAUAAGCAAAAUUCAAA
Molecule: messenger RNA, 4182 nt
Organism: Alligator sinensis (Chinese alligator)
Lineage: Eukaryota; Metazoa; Chordata; Crocodylia; Alligatoridae
Gene: TMEM245
Product: transmembrane protein 245
Exons: 18
Source: RefSeq, a predicted model, not a curated record